CGAAAGCCGCAGCGUCAUUCCUGAUCCAUGUUCCCGGGCUGCUGCGCCUGCGCCGUUCGCGGGCUGGGUGCAUCGGUUGGCGGGAGCGAUGGCGGCCGCGGCCGCGGCCGGCGGCGACUCGGACGGCGACAGCGAGGAGUUGGUGCUCACCCCAGCACAGCUGAUCCACAGCCUGGAGCAGGCCUGGCUGAAUGAGAAAUUUGCUCCAGAACUGCUGGAGAGUAAACCUGAAGUCAUCGAGUGUGUUGUGGAGCAGCUGGACCAUAUGGAAGCAAACCUGAAGCGGGGAAAGAGAGGAGACCUGAAAGUCAGUGUUCACCACAUGGAGAUCGAAAGGAUCCGUUAUGUGCUCAGCAGCUACUUGCGGUGUCGACUGGUGAAGAUAGAGAAGUUUUUUCCCCAUAUCCUGGAGAAGGAGAAGUCUCGAGCUGAAGGGGAGCCCUCCAUUUUAUCACCAGAGGAGUUUGCUUUUGCUAAAGAGUACAUGGCAAACACAGAGGCUUACCUGAAAAAUGUGGCCCUAAAACACAUGCCUCCUAACCUGCAGAAGGUGUCUCUCCUAAAAUCAGUUCCAAAGCCCAAUCUGGACUCCUUUGUGUUUCUGAGGGUGCUGGAGCGGCAGGAGAACAUCCUAGUGGAGCCAGAGACAGAUGAGCAGAGGGAAUAUGCCAUCAACCUGGAGGAGGGCUCGCAGCACCUGAUCCGUUACAGAACCGUGGCCCCUCUGGUGGCCUCAGGAGCCGUGCAGCUCAUCUGAGAGGAGAGGCUUUUCCAGGUGUGCAGCGGGCGGGCUGUCGUCCCCCCAGCCAUGCCCGUGGACCUGGCCGUGCGACUCUGCCUGAGCCAUUCGCCUCCCAUCCGCAAGCUGCUGAACUCCUACGAGGAGCUGCGGGGCAACCGAGGCUGCAAACCCCUCCGAUCCUGUCUCAACCAGAAGCUGAGUGCAGAACCUGAGCCGGAGCAGCAAGACAGUACCAAGAGCUCGAAGGGCCAGAAGAAGAAGCAGGUCGUGUUUGCUGAUAUGAAGGGGCUCUCAUUGACAGCUGUCCGCUUCUUCUCAAAGAUUGAGGAGGACCUCUGUGAUUUGCAGCAUGCCCUGUCAGACCUUGCCUGUUUCCGACCUAGGCUGUGGGACUUAUGCCCAGAAGCGUGCAGGUAUGUGCUGGAUUUCCCACAGCCGUCUGCAAACUAUGUGGCUUUCCGCAACAGCCUGCACAGAAACUUUGUCUGCCUGGAGAGCUGUGUGAUCCAGGAUCGUGCUCUGUCAGGGACAGUGAAGGUUAGGAACAUUGAGUACGAGAAGAAAGUGAUGGUCCGCAUCACCUUUGAUGGCUGGAAGAGCUUCCGGGACAUCUCUUGCCAGUACAUGCACAGCUCAUACGGCUCAGCUGACACAGACAUCUUCUCUUUUGAGCUUACCCUGCCCAAGCCAUCCAUUUCCCAUCGGGGCACAGAGUUUUGCAUCUUCUUCCAGUGUGGACAAAAGACCCACUGGGACAACAACAGUGGGAAGAACUACAAGAUCUGCCACGUGGGCAUGAUCCGCCCUGCCUCCCAUGCUGUGAAGAGUGCCAGCAGGGCCUGGGAGCAUCUUGGCACCUCUGGGACUGCUGCUCUAGUCCUUUCUCACCUGCAGACCUGGCAGCAUUCAGAGACGCAAGCUCCUUAUUGGUAGGAAGGCAGUGUGGGGAGAGAUGUAGGUCCGCUCCCUGUCCCAACUGGUACAGUGGUCUUUGGGGAGGGGUCAGCUGCAGCAGAUGCUGCUCACGGUUUUGGUAGCUCCUUCAUGGCCUGCUGUGAGUAGCUGCCAGUCUCUGCAGAAGUUUCUUCACUUCUUGCUGCUGCUACAGAGGCUGGAAGCUACUGCUUGAGUAACUCCUGCGUGUAGGUGCUCAGGGCAACAUGAGUAUAGGGGAGUGACAAGGGAAGGGCUAUGGGCUGGGAGCCGCGGCCAUGUCUGAGCCAGCCCGGGAGCUGCGGGGGCCGGUGCUGCCCAAGUGCCUUGUGUGGAGGGAGCUGCUGGGAACGGGGUACGAUCCUGGCGCUGCCCGGGCCUCCUGCUGCAGGUGCUCUCCAAACCACGGUCGCGAGAAGGGCUCACCGUGGGGUUACUGCGCCAGCUGCGGCGGCGUGUCUCCGGUCGUUGGUGCUGUAACGGGGAAUUAAUAAAGUGACGGCGCUUCGCGA
This is a messenger RNA of Hirundo rustica (Barn swallow), 2187 nucleotides long. RefSeq names its product GINS complex subunit 4 (gene GINS4). Lineage: Eukaryota; Metazoa; Chordata; Aves; Passeriformes; Hirundinidae. The coding region runs from base 89 to 757 and encodes 222 amino acids. The transcript is spliced from 8 exons. Gene Ontology annotation, cellular component: GINS complex. The record is from RefSeq and is a predicted model, not a curated record. Gene Ontology annotation, biological process: DNA-templated DNA replication; double-strand break repair via break-induced replication.